Molecule: messenger RNA, 6982 nt
Organism: Zingiber officinale
Lineage: Eukaryota; Viridiplantae; Streptophyta; Magnoliopsida; Zingiberales; Zingiberaceae
Exons: 2
Coding region: 3434-4777 (447 amino acids)
Source: RefSeq, a predicted model, not a curated record
CUUACCCUACUGUUCACUAUAGCCCUAAAACGAUGCAUACCCUCCCGAUCGCCAUUCUCACUUCCUCGUUCGGAUCCAGCAGCCGCGACGGAGCGUUCCACCGAGCUCUAAGCUCCAGCUGAGCGACGCACCAUGCAUCCAACACAGAUGACGUCAGGAGUAGGUGAAGUUCACCGGUGAUUGGGCGUGGGACUUUCGGUGCGAGCACAAGAAAGGCAAGUUCAUUCCCUUUUGAUUGUACGAGAUCUGUGAGGUAAGGGGGUAGGAACUUGGAAUGUUCAUUUAUGUGGUUGGAAUGGUGGGUUGGUUUGCAAUUGGUUUCUAUUUUGUAGAGUUUUGAUUCGGAUUGAGGUUUCGUUAAUGUUCUUGUUUGGUUCACAUUAUUUCUGGCUUUUACCUAUGCAUUCUAUUUUGAUGGGGGCUCAAUUUCCUUUCGAGUGUUCUUAUUGUGAUUCUGGUGGAGCUCGAUUAGCUGCGGAUGAGUCAGAUUCGUUUUCCUCCGUGUUGUCGAUGCUUCUGAGUUUUCUGUAUGACAUUUGUUUGUUUAAAUGCUUGACUGAGAUGUAUUCUAACUCGGUACCAUCAUGCAAAGUUGCUCGGUUUCUUCUUGUUGAAUUGAGUUUCGGAACGAGAUUUGUGGAGAUGUAAGUGUGAUGUUGCUUCAUUUUACAGCUCAGUUUGUCCGUGAACGGAAUGCUGUUGGAGUUCUACGCCUUGAUUGAUGAUGUGCUUGGUCGUUUUGUUGCUUCCAGAUUUCCUGAACAUAUUGUCACAGGAAUUGGACUUAGAACAUUGAUGCUCUCCGUUUAGUGAUGUUUGCUUCAUUUAUGUUCCUCGUGGUUUAGGGAUUUUAGGGGUUCUUGAAGAUGUUCUUCUUCAUGUUGCUCUACAGAAUCCCUUGGCCAUUAGGAUUCAUGGUUAGAAGUUAGUGACAUUUCUUCUCGUAUGGUUUUCGGAUUUAUUGAUAGUUUUGGAAUUUUGGUUGGUUUCGAGAAAAUUCAUUUCCUUCAUGAUGCUUUAGGGUCUUGGAAUGGAAGUUGGUGAUUUAGAUUUGAUUUCAAUGGUUCUUUGCGUUGUUGAGAUUGUUGUCAGCUAGGGAGAUUCAAUUCAGUUCUGAUGUGGCGUUGUUUCCUGCAUGUUGGUUGGAUUGUCCGAUUUUGAUUUAGAAGGUUUCAAGAUCCUCACAAUGAAGUUAUGUUCUUUCGUGAUAUGAUGGGAUUUAAGAUCGAAUGGGUUUUGUUCUUGGAAUAGCCAUGCAAUUUCUACAGAAUGGAAUUGAUGAAUGAUGAUCGGACUAGAAUGUUAAGUUAAUUACCUAUAUAUUAAUGGAAAUUUUGAUUAUUUACCUGAGUAGUUGUUCUACUGUAGUUUUCCUCUAGUUCAUAGCUCUAUUUAUUUUGAACAGUGCAGUAAGUUAUGGGUAGGAUAUGUUUUCUUAUAUAGCUAAUUAGAUGGGUAUGAGCAUAUGUGGUGACAGUACGGGUUGGGUGACCCGGGAUGAACUCCGGGGAGGGCUCUUCCAAACAUGACUGAAACUGUAAAUUAUGACUGAUACUGUAAUUUAUUGUUAGCUUCGGCUAUAUGACUACAUGUUCUCUAGGAGGUACCUCAAGGGUUAUGGGACUGUUAGACUGACUCUAAUUGUGGUUACCGGAUAUGUGACAUAUUCACCAUAUUAGCUACGUAGGAUCACCUAUGCAUGUUUUAUCCUUCUGUGUUAUACCGUAAUUGGGUUAUAUUAUUUUUUUCUAGUUGUUAUUCCUGCUACCUUAUGGAUGUCCUUUUAAUCAUACUGGAGUGUACUUGCUGGGUCGUAGACUCACGAUGUCUACAUUAUAGGUGAGGAUGAUUCUCAGGAUAUAACGGAAGGCCCUCGGAUGGAGUAGGCGAGGAGGCGGGAUGAACGCAUGGUAUUGUCCAAUUGCCUAGGAAUGCAGAGCAUACUGGUUUCAUCGCAUCAAGGGAUCAUGGAUCCGAGGUUGAUCAAACCAGAUUGAACUCAAAUCUGAGCUUGAAUGGGAAGAUCGAGCUUUGAAGCUACAUAAACCAUUCAUUCAAGAUCAAGAGAGAUCUGAACCAUCCAUUGAAGAUCUAGUUCAUCCGAGCUAGGAGAGAAUAGAUCAGGUCCCUUGAUGAAGAUUUGAACCUUUGGAUCAAAUUUAGAUUAAGAUUCACCGUUGGAUCAGAGGCAGAAUAAUCACAGCCGUCCAUCACAGAACUGAGAUUAGAUUUAAAGGGAUGAGAAGCUACAGUGUUUUCGUCAAUUGGCUACAGUUCACGUCAAGACACAGAGAGCGCCUCCGACGAUCUUCUUCCUCGAUCCAUUCCACCGCCGACAAGCUGCUGAGGUCAAGGGCGUUUCCCUUCCUCCGGUCAUCACCCAUCUUCAAGUCGGCGACGUCAUUUCCCCCAUCUGAUUUCUAUUUCUGCCGCGAUUCUCGUGUGAAGAAGAAGUUGAGAAGCGACCAGAUUCGAUCUGGUUUCCUGAUCUUUAAGCCGGUGAUCCUUUUCCUUGGAGCUCCGCACCCAUUUGAAUCAUCAGAAGUGUUUGCUUCUGACUCCUUUGAUUUCUGCAUCGAUUUCUAGUUUCAGCUGCGUUUCAUCUGGUUUGAUCGGUUAUUCAUCACUUGUAUGCUCCGGACAUCUUCAUCCAAUACAAUCUGAGUAGAUCUCCUUCCAUGUGAUGAAUGGUUGGUUUGAUCCCUUAUGCAUCUGAUUUCCAUAAUUCAAUUUGUUCUUGUCUUGUUCUUGCUUAGUUUCCAUUUUGUUAGCACUGUUUAACUUGAGAUGUAUUAGUUAGUUUCAUUAGUUUAGUUGUGAAAGGAGUUCAGUUUGAUUCUGUUACAUGACCUUGAUUCAUGUUUUCCAUUUGUGACUUUGCUUACUUCAUGCUUUGAUCUUGUUUGUGUUUGAUUGUUGUUCUUGUUUGUUGUUUGUUUAGAAUGCGAGUAGGUCAGAUUGGUUUCAAUUAAGUACUCAAGUUUCCUUAAUUGCUUUGCUCUUCUUCAAUUCAUUCCAUCAGUAGUUUAGAUAGGCUAUCUUUUACUACUUGUCUUUUAGCAUUUAUAGUUUAAAAACCCAAACCCCAUAUUCAAUAAAUCAAUCCUAAAAUAUUAUCAUCGUUACAUUCGUUGGGAGACGACCCGAGUCAUCUCUAUGCUACAUUAGUGUAGAAUGAAUUCGGUCACUUAAUUCUUUUGAUACCCAUUUCACGACAAAAUUAGGGUUUAUCAAAAUUGGCGUCGUUGCCGGGGAAUGUAGCGGUGUUUGAUACCUUAGGAUUGCUUCUUUUUCUUUUUACAUAAAAAUUUGAAAAAAAAUUGUUUCAAUUGCUUUCAUGUUCAUAUAUCCAUGUGUUUGAUCUUAUAUGUUCCUGUGUCUCCUGAUUUUAUUUGCUAGUGUUUCAGUAUAAGAGCAGGAAAUUUCUUUGACCAUGGAUCCAUAUUAUCAUCAUUUUGGAGGUGAGAUGGAGAGUCGGUAUUAUCAGCCUAAUCAACCUCAGUAUUAUCAUCCUCAGACUCAGUACUAUCAAUCUGGACCUCAAUAUUAUCCACCCAUAGAGCAGCCAAAUAGGUAUGGGUUAUUUCCAAAUUCAUAUAAUUCUAAUUGGGUGGAUCAAUCACAUUUCAAGUAUGAGGAUACACAAGGACAAUUCGCUGAGCCAUAUCCAGCAUAUCAGAGUCCACAGGGAUUUCAGGGAGAUUACUCACCUACUUGGCCACAUCCAAUCCAUCAGAGUGAUCCAACUCCAUGGGGAACAUUUCAAGAUGAAGCUCCUUCUCCUAAUUCAACACAGGACCUUAAAGAGAUUAUCCAGCAAAUGAUAGAGUAUCAAAAGCAACAAUUUGCAGAGAUACAAAACUUUCAGAUACAAGUAGACCAAUUUGCAUCAUCCAUUAGCCAGCAACAAGCACCAUGCUUCAGUGAGAAGAGGGAUUGUAGUGUUUUGGAUAGACCUGAUAUUGUUUCCAAUACUCCACAAGACUCUUCUAAUAUUUCUUAUUAUGAUUCUGUAGUUGUAAGGAAUUCUAAUUCUACUGAUAUUGUUGUUGUAGAUGUUGUUGAUGAUGCAGGUACUGAUGUGGAUGAUGAUGUAUGUGUAGGGGAUUGCACAAUGGAAGCAAUACCCCAAGAAUCACCUGAACCAGAUGUUGAUGAUGAGAGUGUAGGGACUUAUGCUGUGGAAGCAGAGCCCCAAGAAUCACUUUCCUUAGAUACACCACCUGAGCUAAAGCCUGAGCUACUACUUGAUGAUGAGGAGGUCACAGUCACCAUUUUAGAACCUCCAGGUACCUUCCAACAUGAUAAGGUUAGUAUUUCUUGUAAUUCAUUAGAAGAUUUUAUAAAGGUACCAUUAAUUGAUUUUGUUGGAUGUGAUACAAUUCUUGAACCAUGUAAUGUAGAAACUAAUAUUUUCUCAUGCUUGCAAGAGGUGUUGUUUUUCUUUGGCUUUAUAGGUCGCCGUAGGCUUCCAAAAUUGUUGCUCCAUCUAAACCGCCUCCGACCUCCAGGAGGAAUUUUCAAAGGAAAAAUGUUGGAUGAAGUGGACUUGACUGCAACUACAAUUAUUCCACUCCCAACUUGGAUUUUACUUCUUAACCGACUCCAACCACCAGGAAAGAUCAUUUCAUUACCGGCAUGGAUCCUACUUCUAAAUCGUUUGCAACCGCCCGGAAUAAAGGGGAGUUUGUUCCGUGAUUUUCUUUUUGCUUUAUAUUUUUCAUUAGUUUCAUACUUUACAGUUGUAUUUUGCUUCUAUAUUUUGUAUUUUUUUUAGUACAUAGCAUUUUAUUUUGAAUAAAAUUCUCCAUGAAAUUGUUCUAGUAAUACUUUUAAGAUGGUAAAAGUUUUUUAAGUUUGACCAUCAAUUUUUAGGUCAAUGGACAUGAUUGAAUACUUUACUUACAUGAUAUUGGUUAGUGUGGUGGUGGAUUCCAACUUGCUUAAUUGAGUAGAUUGCAAUAAAAUACCUAGAGAGGACCACUUUAAGCCUACACUCUAUUAUUUUCUUUGUGUGACAUGCACUCAUAGCAAUUGAACUCUAGAACUUGCUUUGCUUCUUAUCAAAAUCACAAUAGCAUAUGUAUGCAUGGAAAUGAAGGAUAUUUUUCAUUCUUAUUUCCUCAUAAUCUUCAUUUUAUUUUCCCACAAUUUUCUUAAAACGUUUUCAUCUAGCAUUUUAACCUUUGAUCAUCUUUGCUUGUCAUUCUUUUAUUGAGAGUGUGGAUAAUAUUCUUGAUGAGUUAGAUUACUAAGAUGGACAAAGAUGUAAGUGUGGGGGAGAGAUGUUAUAAAUUUUUGGAAAUAUUGGAGAUUGUGCAAUUGUUCAUGAAGAUUGGUUCAUUUUCUUUGUUUUUGAUCUUGUUGGUGAAAUUAAUUCAAGGGUUGUAUUGUUGGAAAUUUAAUGAUGUUGAGCAGUCUUUGAGGUAGGAAAUGAAUUUGCUUUUGAGUUGGUUGAUGAGUAAUGAAUAUUUGUGGUUUUCUUUGGAUGUUGUCGAAAACUAGUUGAAGAUAGAAUCUGCAGUUUUGUGGAAUUGGUAAAGAGCUCUACACUUGAGGUAUCAAUCUCUACUUGUUGUGUGCCAAGUUUGAUUAUAAACUUCUGAACAGUAAGAUUCUAAGUGGAGCACUUGAUUUUCCACUACUAUUUGAUGUUCCAACCUUUUCAACAUCUGAUCAUGAGUUGAGCAUGUAACUAAGAUGGAUGAAGAGUCUGGAAUUUCUCUGUAGACUCAUUUCAGUGCUGAAAUCAGAGAAUGUAAUGUUUUUUUUUUUUUAAAAACAGAGAAUAAAAUAGAUGAAAAAGAAGAGUGAAGGAAGAGGUGAGGAAAAAAAGGUCACUCAUUCUAAUCUUCAUGAAGUCAUAGAUGGAAUGAGUUUGAAUUUCUGCAGAAACCACAAAUCAUUUACAGCAAAGAUCAUAUCUGGAAUUGAAGUUUCAGUUUCAGCCUUUUGCGUACCAAAUUCCCUUGGAAAUUUUCUGAACAACUAACCAAUUUUAUUGACUGCCAAUUUUCAUGAAGGAAGGGAAGAAAUGAUUAGUUGUGGGUUACCACAAAUGUGUUUAAUCUAUAGAGAAUAAUCUGAAUUUGAUGUAUCAAUUGUGUGUCAAUCUUUUGUUGCAAGUGGCCAAAUCAGCAAAAGAUCAAGUGAAUCUCUUGUGUAAUCAGAAAUAGAUGUUAUGCCUUUUCAUGUUUUUUUUUAAAAAAAAAAAAACCUAAUGGACAGCUUUGGAAUUGUUAAGCUGCUGGAAUUGGGAAAGCAGAAGUCUGGAUCAGUAAUGCAUAUUGCUGAGAAACAAAAUUUAGAACCUACAGUAUUUUGAAUUAGAUUCUAAAGCCUGUAUGGAAAUUUUAAAUCUGUUUGUGAGAUUCUGAAAUUCCUGAUUUUGAGGAAGCUGAAUUGAGGAGUUCACUAACUUCUACAUCAAUCCAACUGUGGAAAAUUUUAGAUAUGAAUCAUAUUCUGUUUCUGGAACAGAGCUUAAGAAGCUGUAAUUUGUUGCUGCUGAAGAUUUGACUUACUGAAUUCUGCAAUUCUGAAUCCAAAUGAGAACAGCUUGAAUAAGGAUUCAUUUUGUGUAGCCUUUGAUUAUUGAAGAACUGAAGUGAAGCAUUUAAUUACUGACAAAAGUAAGAAGAAUGAUUAUGAAAUAGUGUAGGGAUUCUUAAAAGGAGCUGUGAUACUGAAACUACAGGGAAUACAAAAUCUGUAGCAACAGAUGUUAGGGUCUGGAUUCCAAUUACAGAAACAGAAACAUUUUAUGAAUUUGCUUGCAGAAGGAAAAAGCAGUAAGCAAGUAACAGAAUUCAAUUCUGAAGGCAGAAACAAGGGAGCUGGAAUAGUAAAGGAUGAAAUGUGAAUUUAUAUCAGGAUAGUAUCAAAAAUCUGUGGAAGAACUUCAAAAUAAUUAUGAACUCAAUUGAAGCUCUUGAAUUUCAGUUACAAAUGGUGUCCUUGUGUUUCUAUGUCUUAUAUAAAA